AAAUUAACACACCCUCUACCCACACUGGUAAUCCUUUCAUAUAUAGAACGUUAACCCUUCAAGGAGAGAGAGAGAGAGAGAGAGAGAGAGAGAGCUCCCAAGCAAAGACAGGGAACACCAAGGGAAAAACACUGAUUAUUUGACCAUGGCAGAAGAGUUUCAUGCCGGGAUUUGUGGAGGGACAUGGUGGAAUUCGUCGAAAAGCAUGUUUAGCGGGUGUUCUUCGCCGUGUUCUGCGGGGAUUGCUGACAUGGGAAGCUUCGGAUCAUGGGGUGCUGACAUGGUGGACAUCAAGGCUGCAAGGUCUUGUGAUCAGGAGUCUAACAACUCGGUUUCUGAUAGCUCCAUAGUUUUCCAGGGUGCUCAUCAGAAGCCUCAGCAGGCUGAUUCGGAUAGUGGUGGCAGCAGUAUUUUGAUUGAUUCUACUUUACAAAUGAUGGGUUUUGGCCUUUCUUCAUCGACAACAUCGGAUUGGAACCAAUCUUUGCUUCGGAGUAAUGGGAGAACAGAGAGUUAUAAUUCAAUCCUUCAAGAAGAUAUUAAUUCAAGGUUGAGUUGUCGGCAAGAGACAGGCAUGGAUUCUUCUCAAAUCCAAAAGGAUUGGAGUCCGAAGACCUAUGCAAGCCCCGGGGAAGAUUCUUCCAUUACUACCUUCAAGCCAAUCAAUCAAGAUUUUUCUGUAACCAAGUCCGGUGACAGUACACCAGCAUGCCAGGGAUUAUCAGCUGGGUUUCCAAUGGGUUCAGCAUCGUACGGGUACCCAUCAACAGUACUGUUACAAAGUUUGUUCGAACCUGAUCCUCAACCUCAACAAUCACUUCUCAACAACCGGUCAAUCAACUAUAUGUCUGCCCCAGCCACUUACGGGGCAAACGCCAAUGAAUUAUCAUCACCUCCAUGGCCAAAACUAGCUCCUUGCUUGAGGCCAUCAUUGCCAAAGCAGCAGCAGCCCAGUAGCUUGCACUUCUCCAACAACACACCCUUCUGGAACGCCUCUUCCACUGGCCUGAGCGACGUUAAAGCCAGCUUUUUACCCUCACCGCAAUCACAAUUCCUUGCACAAACAUUUGACGAGAAACCUAAUUGCCCCAGCCUGACGAUAAAGACGAACACUGAAGAAGUUCGAGACUCGAUGAAGAAAGGAAGUAGUGAACCUCCAUUUAAGAGGCCAAGAAUUGAAACGCCAUCGCCAUUACCAACUUUCAAGGUUCGGAAAGAGAAGCUAGGGGACCGAAUCACUGCGCUCCAGCAAUUGGUUUCACCUUUCGGAAAGACUGAUACUGCUUCAGUUCUCCAUGAAGCCAUCGAAUACAUCAAGUUCCUCCAUGACCAAGUAAAUGUUUUAAGUACACCAUAUAUGAAGCAGGCAGCAGCAGCUUCCAUACAACAACAACAGAGUCCUGAUAAGUUGAAAGAGCCAGAAGGGCCAAAGCAAGAUCUAAGAAGCCGGGGGCUGUGUCUGGUGCCAAUCUCCAGCACAUUCCCAGUUGCUAACGAGACCACAGCUGACUUCUGGACGCCGACGUUUGGUGGAACUUUCAGGUAGAGAAGACAACUAAAUAAAAGAAGCUAAAGGAGUUGUGUACAACUGUUAGCUAGUAGAUUAUAUAUGAUUAAUUAUCAGCUCCCCUGCCAUAACUUCAAUUUUUAGAACAAAAAGAAAAAGUGGAGGAAACUUAGAAGGCUACAAUUGCUUUGCUGUACCCGUCUUGAGAAAAAGCUAAAGAAAACAAAGAAAAAGGAAGUGAGGCUCCAAAGAUGGACAGAGACGACAAUGUGCUGGACUGCUGGCCCAGCUACAAGCAGAAUGAUGUAUAGCUAGCAAAUGAUUAGGAACCCAACCCUUUAAAAAGAACCAAAAACAAAAGGAUAAGCAUAGGUUUUUUCUUCUUCUUUUUUCAAUAAACUAAGUACUAUUAACUACAUUUGGAGGUGAUUAUCAACAGGAACAAGUGCUAAAUUCAGCGAAAAUCGACAUGAAUUAACUCAUACUACUUAGAUUA
Messenger RNA from Theobroma cacao (cacao), 2003 nucleotides. RefSeq names its product transcription factor bHLH112. Gene Ontology annotation, cellular component: nucleus. Lineage: Eukaryota; Viridiplantae; Streptophyta; Magnoliopsida; Malvales; Malvaceae. The record is from RefSeq and is a predicted model, not a curated record. Gene Ontology annotation, biological process: regulation of transcription by RNA polymerase II. Gene Ontology annotation, molecular function: DNA-binding transcription factor activity, RNA polymerase II-specific; protein dimerization activity; RNA polymerase II cis-regulatory region sequence-specific DNA binding.